GAAGGAUCCUUAAAGCUUUGCACAUGGAUGUACAUCAUAGAGAACAUAGGGCGUGCUGAUGACGUCAGACACGUCAUUCGUGUGCAAUAAGCGCACUGUAAGCUGAUUGGCCUGAUUAUAGAACGUUCACACCCUCCCGCCUCUAGUAGCCUACAAAUGACAGUGCGGCUCAAACCACCGGUGAUAAGAGGGGGGAGAAGUACAUGGGACUUUUUAGAUGUUGGCUUGGCAACGAAAGUAAAACUGUCAGAUAUAUUUUCUAUUGUUUGUAUGCACGUGUUGUAGAAUAUAGUCAAUUCAUACGUAUUUUGGUGUCCUAGGUUAAACGGCACGGACUAGCUCAUUAGCCGCUAACCCCUCUAGCCGGCGUUCCGUGACGCACCAGAAAAUGAUGUAACUUACCGGCUUUCUGUGUGUUGCCUCCAACAGUACAACGAGAAAAGCAAGUUUAUUCUGCCAACCCGCGUGCAGGGGGAACAUUCUCAAGCUUUUUGUUGAAUUAAUGGCCCGGUUUCGUUGGUGUAGGUGAAAAGUCAGUAACUGCCAGUAACUUAUAGUUCUUUCUCCGCUUGAGUCAGUACAGUAAAUAAUGAAUCCAUCCCGUCGCUGUUCGGCUUUAUUGAGCCAGCUGUGUGUCUCUUCACUGGGGGGGCCGACUACCAGAAGACCGUUUUCACCGGGAGCGGUCUCAGCUCCGGCGGGACCUCGACGCUCUGACACCGGUGUCCGAGGAGGAAGAGGGGGUGUCAACGGGACCUGUCCCCAGCUGAAGCCGAGUGGAGCAUCCACACCUGGGGCAGCACCAGUUUGUCCAAUGGGAGGCAGCCGCAGCAGGUUGUUUGGUACGAUGGCCCAGUCGCUGAACAGCGCCCCCCUGGCCCACCCAGACACGUACCUGGAGGAGAACCCAGACCAGGAGGACCUGGUUGAGAUCGACCCGGACCAGCUGCUCAGAGAGUGUGAGGAGGCCCUGCAGAGGCGUCCAGCCAGGCCACACCGGGAUCUGGUCUAUCCCAGCGGCACAGCACCCCGCUGCCACAAGCACAACCCAUCCAUACGAGUCAUGCAGUGGAAUAUACUGGCACAAGCUCUGGGUGAGGGGAAGGACGGGUUUAUUCGUUGUCCAUUGGACGCCCUCAACUGGCAGGAAAGGAAGUACCUGAUCCUGGAGGAGAUCCUCACCUACCGCCCUGACAUCCUGUGUCUACAGGAAGUGGAUCACUACUAUGACACUUUCCUGCCCAUCAUGGCCAGCCUGGGUUACCAUGGCAGCUUCCUGGCCAAACCCUGUUCUCCCUGUCUGGAUGUAGAGCAGAAUAACGGCCCCGACGGCUGCGCUCUGUUUUACCGCCGCUCGCGCUUCUCCCUCCAGUCCACAGCUCACCUGCGACUGUCGGCCAUGAUGCUGCCCACCAACCAGGUAGCCAUCGUGCAGACGCUGCACUGCCGGGUAACAGGCCGGCGGCUGUGCGUCGCUGUCACACAUCUGAAAGCUCGCAGCGGUUGGGAGAGGCUGCGGAGCGCGCAGGGCGCUGACCUGCUGCAGCGUCUGAGAAGCAUAACAUGCAGGAGUGGUGGCAGCCAGAGCGAGGCGGUGUCCGGCAAAGACCCGUUAGUGGUGUGCGGGGACUUUAACGCAGAGCCCUCAGAGGACGUUUACAGGCGAUUCCUCUCAUCCCCCCUCGGCCUGGACUCUGCAUACAAGCUGCUGAGCUCUGACGGACAGACGGAGCCGGCCUACACCACCUGGAAGAUCCGCCCCUCCGGAGAGAGCUGCAGCACGCUGGAUUACAUCUGGUAUACCCAGGAUGCCUUGGGUGUGGAGUGCCUGUUGGACAUUCCCACUGAAGAGCAGAUCGGUCCAGAUCGCCUCCCCUCAUACCACUACCCCUCUGACCAUUUAUCACUGCUCUGUGACAUCAGCUUCAGGGAAGAGCCCCAUAGGUUGAUGUAGGCUGUCAGUCACAGCAGCACUGGACCAAUAUGAGGACUGAGUGAGUGUGACAUCAUCCGCUGGUCUGCAUCUGCUCAUGUUGGAGCCAGCAGACAGUGGGUGAGGUCACGGUAGGGCGAGUUAAACCUGAUUGGAGCGCAAAUCAUAGGCGACCUGUCAAUCAAGAGGCAGACACAAACUCAGAUAGACAUGUGUCACUUUCUGUAAUUUUGCUAAUAUUUUAAAGAUAGUCAUGAUGGGAAACGUAGGAGUGAUGUUAGACGCUGUGACAUCACUCCUGCAGGAAUAAAUGAUGAUUGGGAUUUGAUGUCUUGAGUGGGGUGGAGGUGGGUGGGGUUUAGAGUCACACUGAAGCUAUAAAAUGCUAUUUGUAUUCAAGUGUGUUUGAGCUCUUUAACUUAACUUUUUGUUUAAGUGAACUUCAGCUGACGAGGCAGCUAACGGCUUCAUGUUGCUCCUCCAGCACAUGGCUGCUGAGAUUUGAAAUCAGCUGCAGUUAUUUAUUGUUUCCAAUACGCACAAGACUGUUGUAAUUCUAUUAAAUUAUUCUUUAUAUUUUAUCAGUGGGUUAUACUUUAAUAAACAGUUUUCAUUGAACUCUAUGGUUCUUCAGUUUGACGUUGGUAAUCAUGACAGUGUUAGUGCUGUGAUUACAUUGGAGGAGAAAUGUUAAUAUAUAUAUAUAUAAUAAAGUCAAUAUUUUUACUGUC
Messenger RNA from Thunnus maccoyii (southern bluefin tuna), 2664 nucleotides. RefSeq names its product nocturnin a (gene nocta). The transcript is spliced from 3 exons. Gene Ontology annotation, molecular function: poly(A)-specific ribonuclease activity. Bases 590 to 1954 code for a protein of 454 amino acids. Lineage: Eukaryota; Metazoa; Chordata; Actinopteri; Scombriformes; Scombridae. The record is from RefSeq and is a predicted model, not a curated record. Gene Ontology annotation, biological process: circadian rhythm.